This is a messenger RNA of Dentiscutata heterogama, 598 nucleotides long. The record is from the annotation of a GenBank genome assembly. Lineage: Eukaryota; Fungi; Glomeromycota; Glomeromycetes; Diversisporales; Gigasporaceae.
AUGUACAGCAAAAGUAGAGCAAGUUCGCAUUUGCUUCAAUGCAUUGCGGAAACUUUUACUCCUUCUGAAUCAACAACUGAAGGGUAUUUAAUUUGCGUUUCUUCACGCGACUUUCCAAGUUGGUAUUGGAUGUAUAUAACAGUUCCCAAAAACUUUACUUUGAGGAUGUUGGACGACCUCUUACGCGACACUUGGUUGGAAUGUUGUGGGCAUCUGAGCGCAUUUUACAUCGGUAAUCUCGAUUAUUCAUCUCAUCCAAUUUCAGGAGAUGGUAGCCAAUCGAUGAACAAAAAAAUGGGUCAAGUUUUGUCUCCAGGUUUGAAAUUCGAAUAUACCUAUGAUAUGGGAUCGUCCACGGAUCUUAAGCUUGACGUCAUAGCAACACUGCCUGCCUGCCCAUACGAUGAAAUUACGCUCAUGAUGAGAAACGAUCCGCCCGCUUUUACAUGUGAAAUAUGUAACAAACCUGCUGAAACCAUUUGCACUCUAUGCAGUGAGAAAACAUGCACAGACUGUAAUGAAAAACAUUCUUGUGUAGUUAACGAAAAUGAUACAUAUAUGUUAGCAAAUCUUGUCAAUUCUCCGCGUACAGGUGUUU